AUGGUGCCCUGGGCAACGCUGCUCCUAUUGGGGCUGUUGUUCUGCUGCUGUUUGGGCCACAGCAGCCAGACGGGAGCGCCCCGGGUCUACCUCACCUACAAAGAAUUGUUAGAGAGCCGCACUGCUCGUCCUUUCAGCUUCAACUUUAACACAAGCGAUUAUCGCAUCUUGUUGGUGGACCAAGACCAGGAACGUCUCUACUUGGGGGCACGAGAUUUUCUGGUGGCCUUGGAUCUUCACAACAUCAACAAGGAGCCACUCAUUAUCCAUUGGCCAGCAUUGCCAAAUCAGGAGAAUGAGUGUCGCUUGGCAGGAAAAGGGCAGAGAGGCGAAUGUUUCAACUACAUACGGCUUAUGGAACCCUUGAACCGUACUCAUCUCUACGCCUGUGGAACAGGAGCUUAUCACCCAGUCUGCAUCCUUAUCAAUCGUGGUUGGCGCUCUGAAGAAUACCUGUUCCGCACAGUGCCUCAUUCACUGGAACCAGGCAAGGGGAAAUGUCCUUACGACCCCCGGCAGUCCAGCAUGGCUGUGCUUGUCAAUAGCACACUGUAUGCUGGAGUUCAUGUGGAUUUCAUGGGCACCGAUGCUGCUUUGUUCCGGACCAUGGGACCGCGCCCAGCUGUACGUACAGAGCAACACGAUUCCCGAUGGCUCUAUGACCCUGUUUUCCUCCAAGCCCACGUCAUUCCCGACAGCUCCGACCACAGCGAUGACAAGCUCUACUUCUUUUUCCGGGAAAAAGCACUGGAGGGUGCCGUGGGGCCUGCCGUACUCGCUCGGGUGGGACGGGUGUGCCUGAACGACGAUGGGGGACUGCGUUCCCUGUUGAACAAGUGGACGACGUUCCUUAAAGCUCGUCUCGUGUGCUCCGUGAUUGGAGAGGAUGGCGUGGAGACUUUCUUUGAUGAGCUGCGUGACGUCUUCCUUUUGCCGACUCAGGAUGAGAAGCAUCCCUUGCUCUAUGGGGUCUUCUCCACCCUGGGGUCAGUGUUCCGUGGCUCGGCAGUCUGUGUUUACUCCAUGGCUGACAUCCGCACGGUCUUCAAUGGGCCCUUUGCCCACAAGGAAGGACACAACUACCAGUGGGGGCCAUAUACAGGACGUGUGCCUUACCCUCGUCCUGGAGCCUGCCCGGGAGGAACCUUCACCCCAGGCCUUCGCUCCACACGUGAGUUUUCUGAUGAGCUGGUAACCUUUGUGCGGGCCCAUCCCUUGAUGUUCCAUGCAGUCUACCCCCUCCAGCGCCGUCCCCUCCUGGUGAGGACCAAUGUCCCCUACAGCUUCACCACCUUGGCUGUGGAUCUUGUGGAUGCGGUGGAUGGGCGCUACGAGGUGCUCUUCCUUGGCACAGACCAAGGUACAGUGCAGAAGGUGAUUGUGUUGCCCAAGGAACAAGGGAUACUGGAAGAACUGACUCUGGAGGAAGUUGAGGUGUUCAGGGUACCAGCUCCAGUGAAGACACUGUGGAUAUCCUCAAAGCGACAACAGCUCUAUGUCUCCUCUGACAUGGGCGUUUCCCAGCUGAGCCUCCACCGAUGCCGGGAGUAUGGUGAAGCCUGUGCUGAUUGCUGUCUGGCCCGGGAUCCCUACUGUGCAUGGGAUGGACAACGUUGUGCCCGCUACAGCCACACAGCCAAAAGGAGGAGCCGUCGCCAGGAUAUCAAGCAUGGCGAUCCCCUCAGGCAGUGCCGUGGUUUUAACGCGAAGGCAGAACAGCAAUUAAGUGAACAGAUUCAAUACGGACUAGAAGGAGGAAGCGUAUUUCUGGAGUGUGAACCCCGAUCUCCCCACGCGACCAUCAAGUGGCUUAUGCAGACAGACGACUCUACCAAACGCAAAGUGCUGCCCCGGGAUCGCAUACUGCUUCAGACACCUCAGGGUGUGCUUUUAGGCCCAGUGAUGCCAUCUGACAGUGGGCUCUACCAAUGCAUAGGCACCGAGAACCGCUUUCGCCACACACUGCGGCGGCUUCGUCUGCAUGUCCUUCCGCGUGCUUUGCUGGAGGGGGCCAUCAGCUCUGAAGAGACACCCACCCUGGGUAUUUGCGAGAGCUACUGGCAACAGUUCAACAGAGCCCAAGACAUCCAGCACAGCCAGGGUGGCCACCAGUCCCAUGCGGGACCCAGCUUGUGGGGUUCUGAACAGCAAUCCAACUGGUACAGAGCUACUCAGCAGCCCUCACUGAACUGGACCACCAGCAGUCCCCAUCACUCCCAAAGCAGCAGCAGCAGCAGCAGCGGCCGCCGUCGCCAUCAUCACCAUCACCGCUCCAAGCCGUGGGCAGGGCAUCGAACGCCACCUCGAAGCUGAGCUGGACGGAAGACAGUGGUGGGCAGGGAGAGGCUUUGACCUAAUCUUUGGCGUGAGAGAAUGACAUUCCAGUGGACUCUUUGUAAGAGCUGAGUGAAUCCAGAGAUGGGGAAAAUCCUCUUUGCUUCCUCCAGAUGGCGGGGACAACACUAUUGCUAACAAAGGGUGUGGUGUGGUGUGUCCAGGCUAAUUCCAGGGUUUUCAGGACCAGGGCUUACUGGCUCUUUCCUGAAAUGGAAAGGUGACCAGUGCUAAUUGCAAAGGCUUUGGCUUUAGGAUU
Molecule: messenger RNA, 2593 nt
Organism: Protobothrops mucrosquamatus (brown spotted pit viper)
Lineage: Eukaryota; Metazoa; Chordata; Lepidosauria; Squamata; Viperidae
Product: semaphorin-3F-like
Exons: 17
Coding region: 1-2313 (770 amino acids)
Biological process (GO): axon guidance; semaphorin-plexin signaling pathway; neural crest cell migration
Molecular function (GO): semaphorin receptor binding; chemorepellent activity
Source: RefSeq, a predicted model, not a curated record